AUGGCAAUCAGGCAGGAGGAGGAUUAUAGCAAUCAGCACAAGGCUACAGCAGCAGCUGUAGCAUCAAUGGUCAGAAGUGGUAGUAGGCCCAGCAAAGGGAAGCAGAUAGCAGCAAAGACGAAAAACCCAUUCCAAAAAAAUGGCGUCACUUUAAGAGUGCUGCUGGUUCUUUUGCAUGAUUUCCCAGAGUUCCUUUGUGAUUACCAUUAUGGGUUCUGUGAUGUGAUCCCACCUAAUUGUAUCCAGUUAAGAAAUUUGAUCCUGAGUGCCCUCCCAAGAAACAUGAGGCUCCCAGACCCAUUCACUCCUAAUCUGAAAGCGGACAUGUUGAGUGAAAUUAAUAUCACACCCUGGAUACUCACCAAUUUCACUGGAGUGAUGCCACCUCAGUUCAAAAAGGAUUUGGAUUCCUACCUUAAAACUCGAUUGCCAGUCACUUUUCUGUCUGAUCUGCACAGCAACUUGCAGGUAUCCAGUGAGCCUGGCAAUCGCUACAACCUCCAGCUCAUCAAUGCAUUGGUGCUCUAUGUAGGAACUCAGGCCAUUGCGCACAUCCACAACAAGGGCAGCACACCUUCAGUGAGCCCCAUCACCCACUCAGCACACAUGGAUAUCUUCCAGAACCUGGCUGUGGACUUGGACACUGAGGGUCGAUACCUCUUCUUGAAUGCAAUUGCAAACCAUCCGCAGUACCCAAAUGGCCACACUCACUACUUCAGCUGCACCAUCCUGCACCUUUUUGCAGAGGCCAACACUGAAGCUAUCCAGGAACAGAUCACAAGGGUUCUCUUGGAACAGUUGAUUGUAAAUAGGCCACAUCUUUGGGGUCUUCUUAUUACCUUUAUUGAGCUGAUUAAAAAUACAGCCUGCGUGGAGAACCAGAAGACUUUCAAGGCAGCUCUGAAGGAGUUUCUAUUAACCUAUAGUCCGCAGCCAGGUGUGGCUGAGGACCAAGACAGUGUCUUAACUGUACGGGUAGAAGAGCUGCAGUUCCAGUCAAAAGCUAAAUCCUGCCAAAUCUUUUCUGGAUCUGUGCUCGUGGUGCAGUGUGUGCUUUCAUGGCUACCUAACCGCUGGGCUCAUCUCCUACAAAUCUUGUAG
This is a messenger RNA of Lemur catta (Ring-tailed lemur), 1101 nucleotides long. RefSeq names its product CCR4-NOT transcription complex subunit 1-like. Gene Ontology annotation, cellular component: P-body; CCR4-NOT core complex. Gene Ontology annotation, molecular function: molecular adaptor activity. The coding region runs from base 1 to 1101 and encodes 366 amino acids. The transcript has 4 exons. The record is from RefSeq and is a predicted model, not a curated record. Gene Ontology annotation, biological process: nuclear-transcribed mRNA catabolic process, deadenylation-dependent decay. Lineage: Eukaryota; Metazoa; Chordata; Mammalia; Primates; Lemuridae.